This is a messenger RNA of Neurospora tetrasperma FGSC 2508, 1708 nucleotides long. RefSeq lists its product as uncharacterized. Gene Ontology annotation, molecular function: CDP-diacylglycerol-glycerol-3-phosphate 3-phosphatidyltransferase activity. The record is from RefSeq and is a predicted model, not a curated record. Gene Ontology annotation, biological process: cardiolipin biosynthetic process. Gene Ontology annotation, cellular component: mitochondrion. Bases 47 to 1546 code for a protein of 499 amino acids. NCBI's taxonomy places the organism in Eukaryota, Fungi, Ascomycota, Sordariomycetes, Sordariales, Sordariaceae. The transcript has 3 exons.
GCGGGUCAGUCUACGAGUAGCCAGGCCACAAUGUCGACAGUUCUCCAUGCCGUCCUCCGGGGCGUCGCAUAGCAGCGGUCCGAACUCCUCCAGCGCCGGCUUGCUUGCGCCCUUCACCAGCGAGCUCGACAAGAUCGCCCCGUCUUUCAGGAUCAACGGCUCCCAAGUUCGCGUUUUACAAACACCGACCGAGUUCUACGAGACCCUCAAGGACAAGAUCCGCAAGGCAGAGAAGCGCAUCUUCCUCUCGACCCUCUACAUUGGCAAGUCGGAGAAGGAAUUGAUUGCGACCCUCCAAGAAGCCCUUCGCGCGAAACCCCAUCUCAAGCUCAGCAUCCUCACUGAUGCCUUGCGCGGUACCCGUGAAGCUCCCAACCCAUCGUGCGCUUCCCUUCUGGCGCCCCUGAUCUCCGAGUUCGGCUCUGAUCGUGUCGAAAUCCGCAUGUUCCACACGCCAAAUCUCACCGGACUCAGAAAGAAGCACAUCCCCAAGAGGAUAAAUGAAGGAUGGGGACUACAGCAUAUGAAGUUGUACGGCAUCGACGAUGAGAUCAUCCUCUCUGGCGCCAACCUCUCAAGCGACUACUUCUCGGAUAGGCAGGAUCGGUAUCAUGUCUACUCGAGCAGGGACAUCACCGAGUACUUCUCGAACCUCCAAACGGCCGUUUCAUCGCUGAGCUUCCUCGUCAAGCCGUCUCCCGAACCGGCCGGCUUCGAACUAGUAUGGCCAGAAGAUAACUCAGCCAUCUCCCCCCUCGAUAACCCGAAGAAGUUCAUCGCCGAGUCGACCGCGCUCCUAUCUGGCCUCAUCUCGCCAAAGACAGCGCCACGGACUGCACUCGACAACACACCAGCCGAGAAACGCGACACAUCAGUCUACAUGCUCGCGCAAUUCUCCCAGCUUCUAUCUCCCGAUACCUCAACCGAGCUUCCCGCUGUCAGCCAUGUAUUGCGGACUCUAGCGGCACCAGAAUACGCCAACUCGUCCUGGGCCUUCACAGCCGGCUACUUCAACCCUGCGCCUUCCCUGACCAAGCUCCUCCUGGGCACCGCUUCAACGAACAACGUCGUCAUCACCGCCUCGCCCUUUGCCAACGGUUUCUACAAGUCCCCCGGCGUCUCCGGUCUCCUUCCCGACGCCUACACCCUCUUGGCGCGUCGCUUCGUCCGCGCCGUGCACGAAUCCAAGCACCGGGGCACCACGGUGCUGAAAGAAUGGAGGAAAGGCACGGUUGGCGAGCCCGGGGGGUGGACGUACCAUGCCAAAGGUCUUUGGGUCACCAUGCCUAAGAGCGAGAACCCUAGCAUUAGCCUGAUUGGCAGCUCCAACUACACCAAGAGGAGUAACUCCCUCGAUCUGGAGGCUAAUGCGCUCAUUGUGACGGAGAAUGAGGACCUGAAGAAGAGGCUGGGCGAGGAGCAGAGGUGGUUGCAGGAUAAUGCGACAGUGGUGACGCGGGAGGAUUUUGCAAAGACGGAAAGGAGGGUGGGGCUUAAGGUGAGGAUUGCGAUGAUGAUUGUGCAGCUUGUUGGUGGAGCGCUUUGAAGACCGACCUUUCUAGGAAGGUCGAAGUUACAGUGUGGUUCUGGUUGACAUGUAUGAUGAGAUCAAAUAUAUACCCCUAUACAAUGUAUCAUUAGCGAGGGUUUGAUAGACUUGAUCUAGGCGAUGGAAUUGCGCCAGUCCAUCCAAUCCUACCUAGGUUUU